UCACUUCCGGUCCAAACUUAAAAGGUCAUUGAAAAUAAACUCUGCAUUUCUCAGCAAAUUUAACCUGAACGAAAAUGCCGGCUGCUCCAAGACCCAAACCAGCAUACGAUGAACCCCAAGGAAUUAAUGCUGUUCUUUUGGGUCCACCAGGCUCAGGAAAAGGCACACAGGCACCAAAAUUAGCUGAAGAAUAUUCAGUCUGCCAUUUGUCAACAGGUGACAUGUUACGAGCUGUUAUCAGCUCUGGCAGUGAAUUGGGCAAGCGUAUUAAGGGAGUGAUCGAUGCUGGACAGUUGGUUAAUGAUGAGCUAGUCUUGGAGCUGGUGAAUGAUCAUUUGGACAGGCCGGCAUGUAAGAAUGGCUUUCUUUUGGAUGGAUUUCCAAGGACCAUUGUACAGGCUGAGAAGCUUGAUGUUUUGUUGGAGAAAAGAAAGACUCCGUUGGAAGCUGUCAUCGAGUUUGCCAUUGACGACAGUCUCUUGGUAAGAAGGAUAACUGGGAGGUUGUUUCACAUCAAGAGUGGUCGCAGUUACCAUGAAGAGUUCAAUCCACCCAAAGUACAGAUGAAGGAUGACAUCACCGGUGAGCCGCUUGUACGCCGCUCUGACGACAACGCCGAAGCCUUGCAGAAGCGCCUUGAUGCUUACCACAAGCAGACCAAGCCCCUGGUGGAUUACUACUCAAAGAGAGGGCUUCACGCUUCAGUGGAUGCCUCCAAGUCGCCUGAUGUUGUCUUUGCUGCCAUUAAGUGUAUAUUCUCUGCAGCCACUUCCAAGGACAAGGUCAUGUACAUGAGGCGAUGAGGUCUGGAUGCCUAGUGAUGUUUUGAGAUUACCUUCUAUAUUUGCUUUAUCUUUGGUUGUAAUAUAGAUAGAAUCUUUCAAUUGGUUGGCAGCUAGAUGUGUCAAUAGCUGAGAGGAAUUUAUUUAAAAAAAAAAAGAUCUUUCUUCCUUAUUUUAGUGAAAUCUCUGCUCAAUUGUUAUUUUAUUUUGUUUUUCGUCUCUUAAAAGAUUUUUUCUUGUCAAACCUUUUUUUGUGACCAGCAGGAAGUACUUCGUUUUGAAAGGUUUGAUUUCAAUGUGGAAAUUCUUUUAUUGACCCUAUCUAUAAUGUAUGCAUUAUUAUUAAAAAUGCUUGUGUGCAUUGUACUAUAAGUUUUUACCAGUCAUUUAUAUACUAUCCCAUUUUUUUUUCCCCUCUAAAGUGUGCUUUUAGUGGAUAUUAAGUUUGUCAUGCCCAUGGGUCACUUAGUUAUUGCUGAAAAUUAGUUAGUCAGUGGCAGACUUGAGUUUCAUGACACCAGUGACUUUAUUGUACAGACAUUUAUUUGGAUUGUUGGUUAACUGCUUAGCUUUCCUGAACUUUUGACAAGUUAAUUAUUAUAUUAACAUAUUUUGACUGUAAUUUGUUAGUAAAUAAAGAAAAAAAGGACAUUUUUUUAAAGUUAAUUUUGAGUGUGUAAGUUUUCCUGUAUGUACAACUGUGGUACUGAUACAUUCACACCGUUGAGUGACUCAGCAGUGCUUUAUUAUGCUAUGUAUUCCAUUUCCCACCGCCCCUCCCUUUCAAUUGUUGUUAAUUAAAAUCUCUGUUUCAUCGUUGGGUAACAAACAUUUACCAUUCCUUCGCUACUUUUGCUAAUGUUUAACUCCGCAUGUUGACUUGGUCAUGGGGACAUAUAUAAAGGCCGGUGGUGGUGGACCUGAUGGUCAGUGUAUUGAUCAAACUUGUAAUGUUUCUGAUGUAGACUUCUGUAGUGUUGUGACCUUUAGCUGAAACAUAAUCAUCUCAUAGUACAGGACUGCAGGGAUUUGAACCAGAGACUAAAACAUUCAACUUACAUAUUUUGCCGUUAUGUGUUUUUUUUAAGGUUAGAACAUUUUUAUUGUCAACUUCUUGUACACAUCUUUAUUAUUUAAUUGUUGUUUUUUUUUUUGGAAUUUCAAAAUAUAUUUAGUGUAAAUAUGAAUCAACUUGUUUUGAACAAUAAAGUGAUGCAGUUUUAAAUAUAAA
Biomphalaria glabrata is the source of this 2013-nucleotide messenger RNA. Its product is annotated as adenylate kinase 2, mitochondrial-like. The record is from RefSeq and is a predicted model, not a curated record. The coding region runs from base 75 to 803 and encodes 242 amino acids. The transcript is spliced from 5 exons. Gene Ontology annotation, biological process: ADP biosynthetic process. Gene Ontology annotation, cellular component: cytoplasm; mitochondrion. Gene Ontology annotation, molecular function: AMP kinase activity; ATP binding. Lineage: Eukaryota; Metazoa; Mollusca; Gastropoda; Planorbidae.